Messenger RNA from Cynoglossus semilaevis (tongue sole), 1290 nucleotides. Its product is annotated as glial cell line-derived neurotrophic factor-like. The transcript is spliced from 2 exons. Gene Ontology annotation, biological process: negative regulation of neuron apoptotic process; peripheral nervous system development; positive regulation of branching involved in ureteric bud morphogenesis. The record is from RefSeq and is a predicted model, not a curated record. NCBI's taxonomy places the organism in Eukaryota, Metazoa, Chordata, Actinopteri, Pleuronectiformes, Cynoglossidae. The coding region runs from base 13 to 828 and encodes 271 amino acids. Gene Ontology annotation, molecular function: glial cell-derived neurotrophic factor receptor binding; receptor tyrosine kinase binding; growth factor activity.
CUGAGGUGGACAAUGAAGUUAUGGGAUAGUUUGAUCACUUGUUUGAUUCUGCUCAGCGCCUUGCGCGUCAGCCCACUGCCUCGGGGCGCACAGCGGUCACCGCAAGGACCCGUCACCGUAAGGAGGAGAGGGCGCGUCGUCGAGAGUCCACUGGAGCCUCCGCCGGUCCAGAAUCGUAUGUCGGUUCAUGCUGGGGGACUCAGUCAAAGUGAGGUCGAAUCUGUAGACUGGGAUGAGAGACUGGCUCCUGGAGAAACAUAUUUCACAGAGGGGCCUCACCCCACUGACUAUGAAGACAUGGUGGACUUCAUCAAAGUGACCAUCAGCAGGAUACGUCGCUCCUCUGUGUCCACUGUCUCCUCAUCUACCUCGUCCUCCAUCAUCUCCUCCCCCAUCAGAGAAAACUUGAGCAACAUCAGCAAUCACAGAAGGGAGAAAAAGAGCGGGGUAAACCCGGAGACUGGUAACAGAGGGAGACGAAGAGGAGCAAGAGAUGGGUUGAUGGGCCGGAGAUUCAGAGGAGGAGGGCGGGGACAGGGCUGUGUGCUCAAACAAAUUAACCUCAAUGUGUCGGACCUGGGUCUAGGCUAUCGCUCUGGUGAAGAAAUGAUAUUCAGGUACUGCUCUGGGCCCUGCAGGAAGUCUGAGACCAACUAUGACAAAAUCCUCUACACGCUCGCUCACAACAGGAGGCUGUCUUCCAGAGACACACCCCCUCAGGCCUGCUGUCGGCCAAUAGCAUUUGACGAUGACCUUUCGUUUCUGGACGACAACCUUGUUUACCACACAGUGAAGAGGCACUCUGCCAGGAAGUGUGGCUGUGUUUAAGGACCACGGACUGCUGCAAGGUGUAACUUUUAAUGUUUUGUAUCUUCCUUAGAUUUUCACAUUCCAAAGAACCAUGUACAACCACAGUUCAUCAGUAAAUUUUUUUUUUCAAAAAAAGAAGAAAAGAUACCAUCACCUUAGUUCCAGAAAGCUACGACUUGAAUUUAGCCACUUUCUCUGCCUCUUAAACCCAGUUACAGUUUCUGCAAUUUCUUCAUUGAAAGCCGUUAUCCUUUAUCCUAAUUAAAAGUCCAAAACCAACGAUCCUUGAAAACUCAGUGAGUUAUUCAGCAGACUCAUACACAUACAGGCACAUGCACAUACAGUAUGUUACCAGGACACAAACAAAAUAUUUAUAAAAUGUUCAAUGUCUUAACUUAUUGAUAUAUAUUUAUUUAUAUAAAAAGAAACUGUGUUAUUUAUUAUUAGUCUGUGAUAAUUUGUUGUCUUUCAAACUUUUAA